Messenger RNA from Stomoxys calcitrans (stable fly), 3062 nucleotides. RefSeq names its product DNA replication licensing factor REC (gene rec). NCBI's taxonomy places the organism in Eukaryota, Metazoa, Arthropoda, Insecta, Diptera, Muscidae. The transcript has 5 exons. Gene Ontology annotation, cellular component: nucleus; MCM complex. Gene Ontology annotation, molecular function: single-stranded DNA binding; ATP binding; single-stranded DNA helicase activity. The record is from RefSeq and is a predicted model, not a curated record. Bases 12 to 2204 code for a protein of 730 amino acids.
AGUAGCUCCAAAUGAAUCCGCCUCACGCUCCUGGACCAGCUCGCUUUUUCCGAGGGCGUUUUCGUGGAGGUCGACCAAAUUAUUUUUUCAAACGCAAUGGUCGCACAAUUCCUGCUCAUAGUACAGUUGCCGGUGGUUAUAGUCGCAGAGGAGGUCGCGGAGGUGCCGCAGUGCCAGCGGCAAAUACUUCCCAAGCUCCAUUUGUGCCACCAUGCAGUUAUUUGCGUCCCCAAUUCUAUGCUGCUCCAGAAGAUGCUGGUCAACAAGUGAGUUCCAUAGCUGUGGAGACACCUAUGCUUUGUCCUGGUUGGCGUUUGUAUUUCUACAAGGAAUCCUAUGAAGAGAGCAACGUAUUAAACGCUCGUCUAAAACUGUUAGAAACGCACUACAACAACAAUGUAGCCCAUUAUGAUUUUCUAAAUAUACAGCGUCAAGGUUUCUUUAAACUGAAUGCCAAUAUUCUGCAGCAAGAUGAGCAGUUGAAAAGCGAAUGGCCCACAUUGAUGGAUGACAUGUUGGUUAGACCCAUGAGAACCCUGGCCACAUUUGCACUGGCAAUGCAUUCAUUGGCCACCAUGGCUUCUAUCGAUGUGUCUCUAAGUCAGGAACAGAGUACAAGAGAUCAUUAUGUACCCAAGAUCAUUAAGCCCCGAAAAAUAUACGCCCGCCCCAUGGGUUUUAUGGCGGAGCGGCCCAUGGAUAUUGUAGGUUCACUAGAAGUCGACCAAUUGUAUUGUGUACGCGGGGUGGUUACAUGCGUGGGACCCGUCGAUGCCUCGGCCACUUGGAUAGCUUACAGAUGUGGCAGAUGUAAACAGGAACAGGCGCUAAGGCAAGGAGGGUUUCAUGUAGUCCGACCUUAUUCGUGUAAACGCCAAGGUUGUCUUGCUAAAGCCGGUUUUGGAGAAAUUCGAUCUUCGCCUUUUACUCGCAUAACACCAAAACAAAUGAUACGCAUAACUGAAUCCCGUCUAGAUUUAUCGUUACAUUCUGAAAUCCAGGCCAAACAUACACUCGAUGUGGAACUAAGACAUGACUUAGUCGACACUAUUUCACUGGGUCAAGAAGUCGUGAUCACAGGCAUUCUUAGAGUGCGUCCACUGCAAGAGCAACAAGAAUGCGAUCAAUACGCUGCUUUUGCGGGUAAAAUGGAAAUUUUUAUGAAAGCCACUACCAUAGUAGAUGCAAAGGAAGUCAAUCAUCCAUUUAGUGAGAAAGAUAUUGAAGCCAUAACAACAAUAAAUGGUGAAAAUGACAGCUUCAAACUGUUGGUGAACUCAUUGGCUCCCGAAGUGUUUGGCUAUGAAUUGGCUAAAGCAGGUGUGUUUUUGUCCCUGAUUGGCGGAGCUGGCUCUCAAGUUCAUGACGAGGAUGAGAUUAAUGUGUUACUGGUAGGAGAUCCUGGCGUCGGCAAAUCUAACAUAAUACAAAUGUGUUCCAAGAUCUCUCUAAAAGGUUCUUUGGUGCAGGCUAAACGCGGAGCCUCUAGCAAUAAUAAAAAACUUACCAUUUCCGUUAAAGGUCGUAGCAACCAUAUACUGGAAUGUGGUGGUUUGUUAGAAUCUAGACACAGUCACUGCUCAAUCGAUGAUAUUGAUCGCCUAACAACACAAAUGGAGUCGUUUAUGAAUGUUUUACAAAUACAGUCUACCUGUUUGGCCUACCCCUUUAUGUUUUCGUCAUUUUCAACACCCACAUGUGUCAUUGCAUCGGCAAAUUCUAUGCGUGGCCAUUAUGAUCAAUCCAAGAUGUUGACAGAUAAUAUUCGAAUCCCAGCACAUUUGUUAAAUGAAUUCCAUUUGGUGUUUCUGCUUUUGGAUAAGCCCAACAAGGAAAUGGAUACCUCGCUAUCGGAGCAUAUUAGAGCUGUUCAUCGGGGAGCCAAAAAGAAUGCAGCCAUAGCCAACAGAUUCGAUCAGAAAAUAAAAACCAACAAUUCCAUGAAUAUGACUCUGGACGAUGAUGAUGAUAACACUGAUGACUACGAUUUGGGCGAGAGAUUAAAAAUAAAACCUGAGGAAGAAAAUGAAAUCGACCUAUUGCCUGUUAUACUGUUAAAGAAAUUCAUUGCCUAUUCUCGCCAACAAGUUAGACCCAUGCUUACGGAUGAGGCCAGUGAAGAGAUAAAACAUUUUUAUAUGGAUUUAAGACAACAGUCAGAGAAUUCUCUAUAUUCUAUAUCCUCAGGUUUUGGUGUUUUGUAAAAGCAAUUUUCAAAUCUGAAGGUGAGUAUUAAGUUCGUGUUUCACGGUGAAAAAAACAUAUAUUUUACGAUUACCUUUGAAAAAAAAAACCCGGAAGUAGAAAAUACACUCGAAGCAUUGAUACUCAAACCCAAUUUACUAUGGAACACGAGAAUGAAGAGAAGUUACCAUAUCUGGACCAAAGGCUUGCGCAAAACCAUUCAUUGGUGCCUGUUGUUGCUGAACUCGUGAAGCCACGUGACGUUGUAUUUCAAGACUGCUGAAGAGCGAGACACUGAAGAUAGAGUAAAACGAUCAAGUUGCUCUUGGCUUGUCAAGAAGUCAAGAUCCCAGAUCGGUUUAUAUGGCAGCUGUAUCAGGUUGUGUACCGAUUUUCACCAUACUUAGCACAGUUGUUGGAAGUCAUAAUAAAACACCUCAUGCGAAAUUUCAGCUAAAUCGGAUGAGAAUUACGCGCUACAUUGGUUCAAGAAAUCAUGAUCCAUGAUCGGUUUAUAUGACAGCUAUACCAGAUUAAUAACCGAUUUGAAUUAUACUUAACACAGUUAUUGGAAAUGAUACCAAAAUACCACGUGCAAAAUUUCAGUCAAAUCGGAGGAGAUUUGCGGUCUCUAGAGGCUGAAGAAGUCAAGACCCAAGAUCGUUUUAUAUUGCAGCUAUAUCAAAAAAUGAACCGAUUUGGCCCAUUUACAAUCCCAAUCGACCUACACCAAUAGGAAUUAUUCGUUCAAAAUUUCAAGCGGCUAGCUUUACUCCUUCGAAAGUUUGCGUGCUUUCGACAGACAGACGGACGAACAUGGCUAGAUCGACUUAAAAUGUCACGACGAUCCAGAAUUUGUCAACGCCAACUAUAUGAAA